UCGAGGCGCAGGGAGAGAAGCCGCAGCCGCAGCGCCAUGGAGGGGAGUCCUAUCCCUGUGCUCACCGUGCAGACCGUCCCGUACGAGGACCAGAGACCGACUGGCGGCGGUGGGCUGAGGAGGCCCACGGCGGUCUUCGAGAGCCAGAGGAACUAUCUGCCCAACUUCAUCCAGAGCGUGCUCUCAUCCAUCGACCUGCGCGACCGCCAGGGCUGCACCAUGGUGGUGGGCAGCGACGGCAGGUACUUCAGCAAGACGGCCAUCGAGGUGGUGGUGCAGAUGGCGGCGGCCAACGGGAUUGGAAGAUUGGUUAUUGGUCAGAAUGGCAUCUUGUCUACUCCUGCAGUGUCAUGCAUUAUCCGAAAGAUCAAAGCAGCUGGUGGGAUUAUUCUGACAGCUAGUCACAGUCCUGGAGGACCUGGAGGAGAAUUUGGAGUUAAGUUUAACAUUGCCAAUGGAGGACCAGCUCCAGAUGUUGUUUCUGAUAAAAUCUAUCAGAUCAGCAAAACCCUAGAAGAAUAUGCCAUUUGUCCUGAUUUGAGAAUUGACUUAUCUCGGCUAGGAAGACAAGAAUUUGAUCUGGAGAAUAAAUUCAAGCCUUUCCGAGUUGAGAUAAUAGAUUCUGUGGAAGUGUACCUCAACCUGCUGCGGACAGUGUUUGACUUCAGUGCAAUUAGAAGCUUGCUAACAGAGUCAGACCAACUUAAGAUAAGGAUUGAUGCUAUGAAUGGAGUGAUGGGUCCCUAUGUCCGAAAAAUCCUGUGUGAAGAAUUAGGAGCUCCUGCUAAUUCUGCAGUAGACUGUGUUCCUCUGGAGGAUUUUGGAGGCCAGUAUCCUGACCCAAACCUGACAUAUGCAACUUCUUUACUGGAGGCAAUGAAAGGAGGAGAGUAUAGAUUUGGAGCUGCUUUUGAUGCAGAUGGAGACCGCUAUAUGAUCUUGGGUCAAAAUGGAUUUUUUGUGAACCCUUCCGAUUCACUGGCCAUCAUUGCUGCCAAUCUCCAUUGCAUUCCAUAUUUCUGUCAGAUGCCUGUGCGUGGCUUUGGUAGGAGCAUGCCUACCAGUACUGCACUGGACAGGGUGGCAAAAUCUAUGAAAGUCCCUGUGUAUGAAACACCAUCAGGCUGGAGGUUCUUCUCAAAUCUGAUGGAUUCUGGUCGAUGCUCACUCUGUGGAGAAGAAAGCUUUGGCACGGGUUCUGACCACAUCCGUGAGAAGGAUGGACUUUGGGCUGUCCUAGUUUGGCUCUCUAUCAUGGCAGCCCGUAAGCAAAGUGUGGAAGAGAUUGUCAGAGAACACUGGGCUAAAUUUGGCCGUCAUUACUUCUGCAGGUUUGAUUAUGAAGCACUGGAUCCUAGAACAGCAUAUUUUAUAAUGAGAGACCUUGAAGCUUUGAUCAUUGACAAGUCAUUCAGUAAUCAACAGUUUGCUGUUGGAAGCAAUGUCUACAGUGUGCAAAAAGCAAAUAGCUUUGAAUAUGUGGAUCCCGUAGAUGGCACUGUGACCAAAAGACAGGGGCUGAGGAUAAUCUUUUCAGAUGCAUCCAGGCUCAUCUUCAGAUUAAGCUCUUCUAGUCAUGUGCGAGCCACUCUCAGGAUCUAUGCAGAAAGCUAUGAAAAGGACCCCAGCAAACAUGACAAGGAGCCACAGGCUGUGCUGAGUCCUCUCAUAGCAAUUGCGCUGAAAAUAUCUCAGAUUCAUGAGAGGACAGGUCGGAAGGGUCCUACUGUCAUCACCUGAACCAAGGAAGGAUUGCUAACCCAGGGCCAAAGAUGAGAAGGCAAGGGAGGAAGAAGCUCUUGCCCAGACACGCCAGCUGUUUGUGCCUUUGUAUUACUCUAAGAGUUUGAGGUCAAUAGGGAAGGCAGGGGUGGGGAACAAAAAUUCAUUUCUGAUCAUAUUGUUCUUCUAUGACUGCAGUGUAUUUAAUUUUGUACUAUCCAGUAUCUUCAGUAUGCUCUUAUACAAAAAAAAAAAUAACCAAAGAGAAAGCUCCCUCUCAUCUAGAUUCAGUUAUUACAAAAUGCUAGCAUGACAUACAAGAUUGUUAUGAUCUCCAUUUUGUUUUUUGUGCUUGCAAAGGUAGGAGUGGGCUACAUAUAACCCUUGCUGGACUUUGGUAUAAUGCAUAGCCUCUUGUUGCUAUUUUGUGAAUCUUGGACUCACCUUGGGGGGGAGGGGAAGGAAAGAAAAGAAAAGAGUUUAUGGAAGCUAAGGUAAUUAUGAAAUUUAAUAGAAUACUUUUCAGAAAGACAAACUAUGUUUUCUAAACCCAUCCUAAGUUUUUAAAGGACUGCCUCCUGCUCUGGGCUUUUAGACACUCUAGUUGGUUGGUGGAUUCAGCUGCUGUGAAGGGCUAGUCAUACUACCUAAGAUGCCAGGAAUUGUUUCCUUAUGAAACACCACAGAAAGCAAAGUUAAAGCAGUAUAGCUCAUGUUCAGAAACUGCAGUUGUGGGUUCUCAAGUUCCUACCAGUUAUAGAUCCUAUGCAUGCUUGCUGAGAUGCAGGGGCCGUUUUGUAGAAAAAUAGAUGAUGGAACUCAUUAACAUGACUCAUUAGCAUAUGCCACCCCUCCCACCAGCCAAAAGCAACCCAAUACAAGAAAGGAAAGCCCCAGGCAAGUGAGGCCUGCUUGGGCUGGCUAGAGAUACAGCCAGUCCAAGCAAGUCUCACUCACCUGGGCUUUCCUUGGCCACCCACCCUCAUAGUCAAAAGACAAGCAAGCCACCUGCCACCCAAAAUCACAUAAGAAGUGAAGAAAGGGUAGUGUGGGUUUCUCCAAGAGUUAAUGAGGGCUGCUGGGGGUGUGGCAAAGCUCCUGGUGGCUGACUGACUGCCCACUCUCCUAAUCCAGGGAUUGUUAUGCAGCUGCACCUAUUAUUCAAUGGACAAGGCAGGUGGGGAGGAAGACGGGGAACCAUCAGAAAGGUUCAGGAGCUGUGCUCCUGUGAGCUCCUGCUGAAUUCAAGGCCUGCUGAGAAGUAAGUCUAAGUGAGUUCAGUGAGACUUUUUACUCUAUUGUAAGUGUGCAUAGGAGUGCAGCCUUAAACUCAGAUUUGAUUUAAUUGAUAUGCUUUCCAAAACAAGCUGACAGCUGCCGAUCUUGAUGUCACAAGUGAAGUUGCACAAAUAAAUAUUUAAAAUUACUGUGCAGCCAGGUUCCAUUCUCCCCACCCAUCCCCCCUCUCGGCAAUGUUCUUCACAUCCCAGUUAGCACAAAUGUUUUGAAUGAAGGGGAGGGACGGUGGCUCAGUGGUAGAGCAUCUGCUUGGUAAGCAGAAGGUCCCAGGUUCAAUCCCUGGCAUCUCCAACUAAAAGGGUCCAGGCAAAUAGGUGUGAAAAACCUUAGCUUGAGACCCUGGAGAGCCGCUGCCAGUCUGAGUAGACAAUACUGACUUUGAUGGACCGAGGGUCUGAUUCAGUAUAAGGCAGCUUCAUAUGUUCAUAUGUACAUUCUCAUAAUGAAAAAUGCAGUAAAAUGGUUAUUAUUUAGCCACUAGCCUUGAUGGAGAUCUGAGUCUUUGGUUAGACUUCACUGUUUUGUAAUGGAAAAUGGUGCAGUCCACACACACACCCUUUGAACAUAAUAAAUGAUAUGUUGUGAACUGGUACUGAACAGUGCCAUCCUAAGCAGUUAUACCCUUCUAAGUCCAUCACAUUCAGCAUAACUCUGCUCAGAAUGGCACUGUCCUAAUUUCUAAACCUUUCUUUUUGUCUCAAGAAGUGUUCCACCUCUUUAGGGAUGAGUGGCCACUGGCACAGUAAAACGUACACUGGAAAGGAAUGCAUGACCCUUUUAAAAAGCCAGCCUGCAUUGUUUGAAUUUAAAUACCAGACAUGCUCCCAAUGAGUACUCAGUUAUCUCUGAUUUAACUAGACUACAGUGGUGGACUGGCAUUGUAUUCUGGUUAAAUAAGUACCACAGUAACUGGGGGAAAAACAUUUCCAACAUACUGUUUUGAACUCUAGACCUCAUACAUGUGGAAACUAUUAGAUAGAAGUUAGUCAUUUAGCUUGGAAUAGGACCUCCAAAAAUUUUCAUUCACAGAUUCAUCUGAGAAAUGUUAAAGCCUUCACAUAGAUUCAUCUGUGUUUGUUUUAUGCUGGCUUUUUAAAGAAACAACAUGAUAUUGAAAAUUACCCAUCUUCUGCAUAUAGCUCACCAACUUGUCAAUGUUCCUGUGGCCUCCUUAAAGUAUCAUGAGUAGCCUUGAAGCAUUGCCUCCUCAGUAGUCCUCAAAGAGCCAUCAUUGCCUUAGAGUAGCUCUCUGCACAGUGGAGUGCUCACUCAAAUUAAUGAAAUGUUGUUUUGACUUUAAAAAAAAACAUGAUUAAAGACCUCUGUGGCAGCCAUUUAAACUCCCAUGUGGUCCUCUUGAACUUUCUCAACACAAUUUACAAUAUAUUAGGUUAUUGUUCUAACACUUUAUAUGAAGGAGAGGUUGGAAAAGACAGACAAAACUACUUAAUCUGAAGUGCAUUGAACUAAAUCUGUUGGAUUAUUUUGUUACCUAUAAACACACUGCUGUCAUUUUGCAUAAUUCUUGUCAGAGGAAUGUCAGCUAUGUUUUUCAAAAGGCUUCCUUUAUCAAAAGAGUACAGUAGCCUGUUGUGAUAGUUGUGAGUUUUUUGGAGCAUGGGGUCUCAAGAAGGAUUUUAUCCUUAAUGAAAUAUUAGCUGUGGUUGCCCUCAAACUACAAUGAAUUGAAUGAAGUUUUCAAACGAAUCUUCUAAUUGAUUUAGCUAUCCCAAAACCUACCAGAUGCUUUGUCAGAGAAUUGUAGGAACAGAUAGAGCAAAGGGAGGAUGGCUUGGGGAAUCCUUGGAUAUAACAAAUGGUUCUUCUGCCUGUGAAAGCAUAGCACUGCUCCAUGUAAGGCACACAACAUUUAACUGACAAGAACUUUUUGUGCAUGCAACUCGUUUGAAUGUUUUUCUUCUUUGGGAACAGAGAUGCAGCUGUAUGUCAUUUGUGGAGAUGGCUUUUGUGCAAUUUGACACUUUUUAAUAGCAUAGUGCAAUGCAUUGUGAUGGCCAAGAGGCUCCUUUAAAAGUGCCUUAUGCUUUUGGGAAUUAAUUUGAUUUCUUUUUUAUAUAUUUGUCAAAACUUGCUAUGACAUUUAAUAAAGUGGAAUGCCUUUUUUCUGCUUUGCAUGAAAUCGCUGAUGAUAGGGCACCAGCCCAACCUGAUAGAACAGAUUGUUUUGUAGCUGCAUCAGUAUUAUAGAGACUCUAAUUGACUGUUUUCUCACUUUUAAAAACACAUUGAUUUAUUGCAGUAUUAUUAAAUAUCUUUUUUAAGUCAAAAGAA
This is a messenger RNA of Heteronotia binoei (common prickly gecko), 5313 nucleotides long. RefSeq names its product phosphoglucomutase 5 (gene PGM5). The transcript has 11 exons. NCBI's taxonomy places the organism in Eukaryota, Metazoa, Chordata, Lepidosauria, Squamata, Gekkonidae. The record is from RefSeq and is a predicted model, not a curated record. The coding region runs from base 37 to 1740 and encodes 567 amino acids. Gene Ontology annotation, biological process: carbohydrate metabolic process; striated muscle tissue development; myofibril assembly. Gene Ontology annotation, cellular component: sarcolemma; cell-substrate junction; adherens junction. Gene Ontology annotation, molecular function: phosphoglucomutase activity.